AUGCCCGCGGCCUCCUCUCGCGAACGAAACUUCCAGAACGACGAAGACGAAGAGAGAACUCUCCUGCUCGUCGUCACUCGUCGUCGUCGCGGACGACCGCGCGCGCACGCGCGGUCGCGAGCGGCGCGGCGUUCGAUCGCGCGACCCGCGCGGCGACGGUGGGACACCGUCGACGUCUUCGAGCGACGCCGCGCGAACGUCGUCGUCGUCGUCGUCGUCGUCGUCUGCGCGACAGCCGCGACGAUGGGACGAUCCCGGGGCGAAUCCCCGAGCAGCAGCGACGGCGAGAGCUCGUCCUCGGAAGAUCGUCGCGCGUCGGAGCGACGGAAAGAGAAGAAGCACAAGAAGGAGAAGAAGCACAAGAGCAAGAAGGAGAAGAAGAGUAAGAAGCGGAAGCGCGGCGACGACGAGGAGGAGAGGCGCGAGAAAGAGAUGCUGAAGGAGGCGAAACGAUAUCUGAGGAUGCAGAGAGAGCUCGGCAUGAGCGCCGCGGGCGGCGCGGGCGCGGGCGGCGUGGGCGUCGCCGCCGCCGCCGUCGCCGUCGAGAAUGCGCGCGUCGCCGCCGCCGCCGCCGCCGCCGACGACGACGUCCCGCCGACCGCGGCGCGGGCGGCGGCGAAACGAGUCGCGGACGCGCGAAAAGCGGCGCUCGAGGAAGACGCCGCGCUCGCUUCCGUGGGCGCGCUGCGGGAGAGCCUCCUCGACUUCCGCGCGGCCGGUCUGCCUCCCUCGCUGACAGACGUCGGCGCCGGCGGCGACGCAGCCGGCGCGGCGAACGCGCGCGUCGACGCGGCGACGGCGAAGGCGCGGCGAAGACUCGAGAAGGAGCGCCUCGAGGAGCUCGCGGGCCCCAAGGCGACGGGGAGGGACGCGCUGCGAGAGAAACGCCUCGGCAUCCGCGCGGAGCAUCGCGCGUACCAGGCGCAGAGAGACGACGCGAUGCUCGGCGGGAUGAGAGAGCUCGGAGGGAGCGAGCUCGGCGGCGGCGGCGGGGAUGAAUUUCGCGCGGCGCUCGCGGCCAAGCGCCGCGCUCAGGAGCGACGCGCGAACGCGCGGGGGACCACGGCGGACCCGCGCGUCCUCGCGGCGAGGGCGGAGGCGCACGAGCGCGCGGAGAGGGAGAGGAUGAGCGCGUUUCACGAGCUCGUGGGCGACGCGGGCGGGGAGAAGAUGACGAUCCCGCGGCGGGGGGGGUGA
Messenger RNA from Micromonas pusilla CCMP1545, 1197 nucleotides. RefSeq lists its product as uncharacterized. The record is from RefSeq and is a predicted model, not a curated record. The transcript is spliced from 2 exons. Lineage: Eukaryota; Viridiplantae; Chlorophyta; Mamiellophyceae; Mamiellales; Mamiellaceae. Bases 1 to 1197 code for a protein of 398 amino acids.